UUCGCGCACUUAAUUUUGUAAACAAAUGUUCUCUAUUUUACUUGUCCGGCUUGUUUAUUAAAUAUUUUUCAACCAAAUUAAGUAAUUGUAAACCUGUAAAAAUGCCGUCAAUAUUACAACAAUGUGAGGAAUAUUUCGGAACGAAGGAUUUGUACAAGUUAUUUUCAGUUGACAAAACAGCCCUAGAGAAGGAUAUAACAAAAGGGUACUAUAAAUUGGCGUUAAAAGUGCAUCCAGAUCGUGUACCAGAAGAGGAAAAAGAUGUAGCGACUGAGAAAUUCAAAGUACUUACAAAGUUGCAUCUCACCUUAACUACCAAGGAUAAGCGAGCACUGUAUGACGAGCAAGGAAUUGUCGGAGAUGAUGACGAUGAAUCUUUCGGCUCCAGCUGGCUUGAGACUUGGAGUCUUUUUUUCAAGCCAAUUAAAGAUGAAGAUAUAUCGAACUACGAAAAGGGCUACAUAGGUUCUGACCUAGAAAAGGCUGACAUAAAAAAGGCGUACUUGAAUGGCAAAGGAUGCAUAAACUUUAUGUUUGAGUUCAUUCCUUUCAUGACAAUCAAGAGUGAGCCACGAAUCAUUGAAAUAGUAAAAGAGAUGAUCAAGAAAGGUGAACUACCAGAAUACGAGCAAUUUGUUAAUGAACCGAAGGCGAAGCGAACACGACGACACAAGAAAUAUAGAAUUGAAGAAAAGGAAGCGGAAGAGAUGAAAAGCCAAAUGUCUAGUUUGGAGAAACAGUUGAUGAAGCGUCAAGCAGAGCGUCAAAAUGGUUUUCAAUCAUUUUUGGAUCGAUUGACAAGCAAAUAUGGAAAUGGAGAAAUAGAAGAUGACUCGGAGGACUUUCAACCCCAUGACGAAGAACCGAAACAGAAGAAACGUAAGCCUAAUAAUAAUUCAACAAAGUCGAAAAAGAAGAAAGUCUAAGUUUCUUUAAAACACAAAACGUAAUUACCUACGGAUCAUAUCACCAAAAUAUUUAUUUCAUGUUAUAAGAUCAAGUCAUACACUUCAUAAAAAACACAUCAUAAAAAUUGCU
Molecule: messenger RNA, 1038 nt
Organism: Culicoides brevitarsis
Lineage: Eukaryota; Metazoa; Arthropoda; Insecta; Diptera; Ceratopogonidae
Product: J domain-containing protein CG6693-like
Exons: 1
Coding region: 102-926 (274 amino acids)
Cellular component (GO): cytoplasm; nucleus
Molecular function (GO): heat shock protein binding
Source: RefSeq, a predicted model, not a curated record